Molecule: messenger RNA, 576 nt
Organism: Stylonychia lemnae
Lineage: Eukaryota; Ciliophora; Spirotrichea; Sporadotrichida; Oxytrichidae
Source: the annotation of a GenBank genome assembly
AUGGCAACAUAAAAGAAUUAAACUCAAAUUAAUCCCCCUGAUAAUCUUCAAGAAAAAGUAAUCUUGAAAACGAUUCUUUAGAAUUUAAAUGGAAAACCUGUUAACAUACAAAAACUAUAUCUCGAUUCAUGUUUCAAGGGAGGAAAUGGAGUCCAGUCGCUUGAGUAGAUUUAUGCAGAAAAUUACUGUUAAAAUGAUGAAAAUAGGCUAAUGUUAGUGACUCAAGCUAUUAAUUUAUUGGAAUAAUUCCAUAAAUAAGCUUUUUAUGUUCAUCGUAAUGUCAACCCUGAUAGUUUCAAGGGUAAAGAUGGUUAACUAUUUCUUGUAGAUUUCUCAAAGUCUAAAAAUAUCUAAGAAUUAGUUAUUUCAAAUAUAUAACAAGUAUCUAACAUAACUAGCAAUCCAAUGACCAUAUCUGUCCAUGUUCAUAAUUAAUUACACUCUCUUUAGGGAGAUGACAUUAUUUCUUGUCUUUACAGCAUGCUUAUACUCUUUGAAAGAUAAGGACUUACGUGGUAUGUACUCAACAGAGUUAUAAUACUCAAAUAUAUCUAUCAGAAUCAAACAAGUGUUUGA